AUGUCCGGCCUAAGAGUGUCUGUUUAUACCGUUCCCCCAGUCGCUUGUGUUGACCACGUAUCGCAUCAGCAGAAUACUACAUGGUCUCCAGAAUCCUGCACUUUGGUUUACUCGGAAAAUGAAGCUGUCCUUGUGGAUACUGGAAUCACAAUCAAUCAAAACAAGGAAUUGAUCAAGUGGAUCGAGGAAACCGCGCCGGGACGCAAGCUCUCCUACAUCUAUAUCACGCACGGCCAUGCAGACCAUUUCCUAGGCCUGCCCCUUUUGCUGCAGCGCUUCCCAGAAGCGCAGGCAGUUGCGACCGAGGCCACUGUCCGGCAUAUCGAGCAGCAGAUCUCCGAACCAUACUUCUCCUCGACAUGGGUUGCGUUUUUCCCCGGAGGUCAACUUUAUACUCCACAGCAGCCGCCGAAAGUGCUUCCGAGGGAUAAUAAAUUUGUUUUGGAAGACCGAUGGACUUUCGAGGCAAUCGAGUGCGGGCAUUCUGACACUUUUGACUCUACUAUCCUAUGGGUUCCUGACCUGCGACUUGCCGUCUGUGGAGAUGUUGUUUACGGAGAUGUUCAUCAGAUGCUGUUCGAAGCCAACACUCCAGAGAAGCGGGAGGAAUGGAUCAGAGCUAUUGAGAAAGUGGAGUCACUCAACCCAGUUUAUGUGGUUCCUGGACAUCGCAACGCCAAUGAGAUGGAUGGUGUUUGGCAUCUGGAAUCGACAAAAAGAUACAUCCGGGACUUUAUCGAUGUUUUGAAAGAAAAGCCUCAAACUGUGACAGAACUAUUUUCUGCUAUGAUCGCGAAGUACCCUAACAGAUUUAAUCCGAUGGUCUUGGGUUGGGGCUGUGCUGGAGCCCAUGUCUCUGGCGAAGUUCCCUCAGCUAACUGA
Messenger RNA from Penicillium subrubescens, 882 nucleotides. Its product is annotated as MBL fold metallo-hydrolase. The transcript has a single exon. The coding region runs from base 1 to 882 and encodes 293 amino acids. Lineage: Eukaryota; Fungi; Ascomycota; Eurotiomycetes; Eurotiales; Aspergillaceae. The record is from RefSeq and is a predicted model, not a curated record.